Anthonomus grandis grandis is the source of this 1430-nucleotide messenger RNA. RefSeq lists its product as uncharacterized. The record is from RefSeq and is a predicted model, not a curated record. The transcript has 2 exons. The coding region runs from base 121 to 1239 and encodes 372 amino acids. NCBI's taxonomy places the organism in Eukaryota, Metazoa, Arthropoda, Insecta, Coleoptera, Curculionidae.
AGGGCCCAACUCACCUCGUUUUUCUCUGUCGUUUUUAACCGACGGUGAAAAACGUUGAAAGAAGGAACGUUGCCUGAUAAGUCCACUCACAACAGUUUGAUUUCGCGUCAGUUUAUCACGAUGGACCGUACAUACCUAUUAGCAUUGGCGGCGGUUUUGGUAGUCGAAAAAAUAGGCGAAAAAAGUAAAUCUCGAAGAAAAUGGGCUAAAGACUGGUUGCUUAAUCGCAGUACGCUAUCACAUACACAUUUAUUGGAAGAGCUAAGAUUGGAGCCUGCUGAUUGGCACAAUUACUUGAGGAUGGACGAGAAUACGUAUGGAAAACUGUUAAGACUAGUAACACCGUUAAUUGAGAGAAAAAAUACCCAUUUACGUCAAUGCAUCAGUCCUCACGAACGCCUAACAGCUACUCUGCGUUUUCUGGCCACUGGCCGCAGCUAUGAAGACUUAAAGUUUUCAGUUAUUAUUUCACCGCAGGCACUAGGAUGCAUAAUUCCCGAAACAUGCCAAGCCUUAUAUACUGUACUGAAAGAUGAAUAUAUAAAGGUAAGGAUAAACAAAAAAAAAAGUGUUCCUAAAUGCGAAGACGACUGGAAAGCAAUAUCUAAGGAUUUCGAUGAAAGAUGGAACUUUCCCAACUGUUUAGGCGCCAUGGACGGUAAACAUGUUCGGAUAGCUCCACUGCCUAACAGCGGGUCCUACUUUUAUAAUUAUAAAGGUAGUCAUAGUCUAGUGUUAUUAGCAAUGGUCAAUGCCAAUUAUGAAUUUGAUAUGUGUUAUUUUGGCACUAAUGAUAGAGUAUCCGACGGAGGAGUUCUGAAAAAUACACGGUUUUAUGACAAACUGGUAAACCAUGAGCUAAAAAUACCUGCUCCAUCUAAAAGCAAAUAUUCAGAACGCCCGCUUGCCUAUGUAUUUGUUGGCGAUGAAGCUUUUGCGCUUAGAGACGAUUUUUUAAAGCCAAUUGCCCAAAAACAACUUAAUAGCGACCGCAGAAUCUUUAACUACCGUUUAUCCAGAUGUCGACGAAUUGUCAAAAAUGUUUUUGGGAUCCUAGCAGCCCGUUUCAGAAUUUUUCACACAGAAAUAAACCUGAAGCUGGAAAGUAUUGAAAAAGUGGUAUGGGUACAUGCUGUGCGUUGCAUAACUUUUUACGAAGGAAAACUGCUACUAGGUACAGCCCGCCUGAAUGUCUUGAUAAUGAAGAUUUGGAACGUGGUGAAAUUCUACUUGGUUUGAGGGCAGGACCAAACGUUUUCGGGAACUUACAGCGUGGCCAGAAUAGAAAUGCUACGACUUCUGCCAAAGAAGUGCGCGAACAUUUCAUGGAGUAUUUUUGUAAUGAGGGGAGGGUCCCUUGGCAAGACAAGUUUGUUUAAAAUAUUAUUAUUUCUAUUUGUAUUAGAGUAGCAUAACUAUUAUACUUAAUA